AUGUCAGACAAGCUACUCUGCCACUGUUCUCGUAAAUGUGGUGGCCCCAAUGGCGCUGGCCGCUUACUCACGCGGAGGGUUGUCAACCGACACCAAAGACAAGAGAGGGAGCUCGAAGCCCGCCUCCUUCUCGCUUCGACGAGCUCGUAUAAUGAGCACCUUCUUCAGGUCUCCUCCGCCAACUCAGGCCAAAAGCGACCGGCCCAGAACAUGUCAGGCAAUCGAAACAAGCGCGCGCGCACCGCGGAGUCCAGUGUAGGGGACAUUCGGGUCAGUAAUUCGAACCAGCGCAACAGCGGCAGUACCGAGGGUGAUCGUCGUCGAGAUGAGCUCGAGGAACACGCUCGAGGGGAACUGCAACCUCACAGCAACCCUGAGCCGAGUCAGCGGCUGCAGCCAGGCGUUUUGAUGGAGACGAACGAGUCCGCCGAAGCGCACGAACUCGGGGGCGAUAAUUGCGAAACUGAGGACAGCACCGAGCUCGACGUCAAUGGCAAUGCUCCUCCUGACUCCGACCGAGAGGACUCGCGCGAUGCGGAUGUUCCAGAUGAGCUCCGCGACGCAGAGACCUCCGCGCCUCGAUUUAACCCUGUACUCGACGACCUCAAGAUCUCCCAGAACUUCAUUGAGCUGCUCCAGAACGCGUCUCUCGAGAGCGACGUUGAGCCCCUUCCCGACGACGUUAUCCACCGACUUCGCAACCCACCCACGCACCCACCGACUAUCGAAGACUCUGACCACGCGUACUCCUUGGACCUCUUCUUUGCACUCACCGAUGCCUCCGAGGACGCCUACAACAACGCGCGUAAGGCCUAUCUGCGCCGUCAUCCCAACAGCAAGGUGCUUUCAUUCUACGAGGUGAAGAAGCUAGUGCGCGAGCUGAGCGGCAUUGUGGAGGUCAAGCGCGACAUGUGCGACAACUCGUGCAUAGGGUACACGGGUCCGUACCGUGAUCUCGACCACUGCCCGUAUUGCGGAGAGUCGCGCUACGAGCCCACAGCAUCGAGCGGCAAAAGAUCGCGGAAGAAGCGCCCUCGAAAGCAGUUCACGACCAUACUGCUAGGCCCUCAGAUUCAAGCGCAACGUCGGGGUGCGGAGACGUCGAAGCUGAUGCAGUACCGCGAGCGCUGUACAGCCGCCGUCCUCGACGAGUUAAACACGAACGACGGCGUCAGGAUUUCUCCCUUCCGCGACUACAUUGACGGCGCGGAAUACCUCGCGGCGGUCCAGGAUGGUCGGAUCACGCCUGACGAUAGCGUCGUCGUCCUGUCUAUGGAUGGCGCUAUGCUCUAUCGCAACAAGGCGUCGGAUUGCUGGAUAUAUAUCUGGCUUCUGAUGAAUCUCGACGUCGACGUGCGAUACAAGAAGCGAUUUGUUUGCAUUGGCGGCACCAUUCCGGGGCCAAACAAGAUACGCAAUGCGGACAGCUUUCUCUUCACUGGUCUUCACCACCUCGCGGCCAUCCAGAAGGAGGGUCUCGCUGUCUGGGAUGCAGCAACCGGGCGCAUCCAUUAUGAUCACCCAUUCCUGUACUUGGCAACUGCAGACGGGCCUGCCAUGGCAUACCUGAAUGGCUUCGUCGGGCACCACGGCCGCAUCCACUGCCGCUUCUAUUGCCCUAUCAUUGGACGUCACAAGGUCGGCGGCCCCCAUUACUAUCCCGCGCGUCUCCGUCCGCACAACUACCAUGUCCCUGGCUGCGACCAUCCGGAUGUCGACAUCCGAGCUCUUCUCCAUGAGCAUACGACGGAAAGCGCUACCGCGCGCUAUCUCAAGAACCUUGAGAGCGUCGUAAAUUCGCCAAAUAUGACGUGCUACGAGAAGAAUCGCUUGGACACCGGGAUCGUGAAGCCUUCGAUCUUCAGUGGCCUGCCUCCCGCGCAUAAUCUAGGCGUCCCGGCGAUGUUUGGUGGUGACGCGAUGCAUCUCGCCACCCUCAACAUUCCCGACUUGUACAUUUCGCUAUGGCGUGGGACAAUCGAGUGCGACACGCGUACCGACAGCAAGGCGGCAUGGCCCUUCGCAAUAUUCCAGAGUGCAUCUCGCUGGAAGGCCCAUGGGAAGCUGGUAGCGGAUGCCAUCCCGUUCACGCCAGGAUCCUUCGACCGCCCUGCACGCAACAUCGCCGAGAAGCUCACCAGUGGCUACAAGUCCUGGGAAUUUCUCAUGUAUUUCUACGGCCACUGUCCGUGCUUGCUCUUUGGUGACCUACCGGAGGAUUACUAUGUCCAGGUCUGCAAGCUUAUCCGCGCCACUCAGGUCCAGAUCGAGGAGGAGAUUGCUGUGGACUUGCUGUUUGAGUCGGACGAGCUGAUGUGCGAGCAGUCUGACGAGUUCGAAGAGCUGUAUGUCCAGCGUCGUGCGGACCGCCUGCACUUCGUUCGCGCGAGCAUUCACGCCCCUUCGCACAUGCCCCGCGAGACAGAACGCUUAGGUCCCAGCAUGAUUUACUCCCAGUUCACCAUGGAGCGUACCAUUGGGAACCUUGGCGAGGAGAUCAAGCAGCAUUCAAAUCCGUACGCGAAUCUGUCCGAGCGCGCGAUUCGCCGAUGCCAAAUAAACGCUCUAAAGGCUCUCCUUCCCGAUAUCGACCCGCCGGAGCCAAAAUUCCCUCGUCGAGCACACGUACUGCACGGAGGUCAAUUCGCCCUACUCCCGCGUCGAGACAAGCUCGCGAGAAAGGUUGCGCCCGUGGAAGCUCGCGCAUUGCAGCGCUUCCUUAGGGCACAAGGGGAUGAUACAUGCGUGGAUGUCGAAACCUUGAGAAUACGUCGUUGGGCGCGGCUUCGACUUCCGAACGGGCAGACAGCUCGGUGUCGGUGGCAAGAGGACUCGAUGAGUCUGAAGGAAAUUCGUAUGUCACGCAAUAUCAAGCGAUAUCCUCUAUUCUUCCAUGAUUCCUCUGCUCAGGAUAGGUACUAUCUGGUAGAGCGUCCUGGACUUGGAAUCCUGGAGAAGGUCGGAUACACAUACAAUGAGUCGCACGACUCCGAUGACGAGGAAUAAUAUAAAAACAAGUUCUGUCUCAA
Messenger RNA from Schizophyllum commune H4-8, 3029 nucleotides. RefSeq lists its product as uncharacterized. The record is from RefSeq and is a predicted model, not a curated record. Bases 1 to 3006 code for a protein of 1001 amino acids. The transcript has 4 exons. NCBI's taxonomy places the organism in Eukaryota, Fungi, Basidiomycota, Agaricomycetes, Agaricales, Schizophyllaceae.